AUGUUGACUACCGAAUUAUCUGAGGACCAGGUCUCGGCAUUAAGGGCAAACAAGGAGCGAUUGGCCAAGGACUUGCACUACAGUUGUCAAUGGGGAUCGGGAAUACGAUGGGGAAGCGGUCCAACAGACACAGGCAUGCAGCGCCUGGCUCUGUCUGAAGAUGACAAGAAAGUCCGCGACUGGUUCGUCCAGACGAUGAAGGACUUGAAAUGCAACGUCACUGUGGACGAAAUGGGCAAUAUAUUCGCAGUCCGUCCUGGACGCAAAAAGGACGUACCUGCCACCUUUAUCGGCAGCCAUCUCGAUACGCAACCUACUGGAGGUCGAUACGACGGGAUUCUGGGUGUCCUGGCUGGAAUCGAAGCACUGAAGGUCAUGGACGAGAUGGGAUUGGAAACCGAAGGAGGCGUUGGUGUGGUCAAUUGGACCAACGAAGAAGGGGCCCGUUUUCCAAUUAGCAUGGUCAGUUCCGGUGUCUGGGCUGGCCAUAUCCCGCUUUCUAAGGCCUACGAUCUUAAGGAAGUUCCCACUGUUGCGUCUCUUCCAACUGCUGCUUCUGCCCCAGAGACCAUGAAAAGCGCGCUCGAGAAGAUCGGUUAUCUUGGAUCUGUACCAUGCUCCUAUGAGUCAAGUCCUAUGGCGGCUCAUUUCGAGCUGCACAUCGAGCAAGGUCCUCAUCUGGUGACUGCAGGUCAGCGUGUGGGAGUUGUGACCGCUGUCCAGGCAUACAGGUGGUAUCGCAUUACCGUCACUGGACGUGAUACGCAUACGGGCACGACUGCGUUCCAACACCGCGCUGACGCCAUGUUUGCUUCUGCUCGCAUGAUGGUGAAAGCGCGGGAGAUAGCUGCUGCCCACGGCUGUCUGGCCAGUGUUGGCAUCGUGGAAGCGAAGCCUGGCAGUGUCAAUACUGUCCCUGGUCUCGUCAGCUUCAGUCUGGACAUCCGAGGACCCGAGACGGAAUUGGUUGCGCAGGUUGACGCUGAACUCAGGAAGGAAUUUGAUGCCAUCGCCUCUGAGGAGGGCAAGGGCAUAGGGAAGCCUUGCCGUGUUGAGUGGAAACUCGACUUCGACUCCCCCGCUGUUAAAUUCCACGAUGACUGCAUCGACUGCGUCCAGAAGUCUGCAAAGGCGGUUGUCGCGGAUGCCAAUGUUCCUGAUCCAAAGUCCCUCAUCCGGACUAUGAUGAGCGGCGCAGGCCAUGACAGCGUCUUUGCGUCAAAGAGGGUCCCGACGAGCAUGAUCUUUGUUCCCUGCAAGGAUGGCUUGAGCCACCACCCGGAGGAGUUUUGCUCAGCAGACGAUUGCGCUACCGGGGCGUCGGUCAUCCUGCAAGCAGUAGUAAGGUAUGAUCGGAAGAGAUUCCAGGCAUAA
Messenger RNA from Rasamsonia emersonii CBS 393.64, 1374 nucleotides. Its product is annotated as Beta-alanine synthase. Gene Ontology annotation, molecular function: hydrolase activity, acting on carbon-nitrogen (but not peptide) bonds, in linear amidines. The record is from RefSeq and is a predicted model, not a curated record. NCBI's taxonomy places the organism in Eukaryota, Fungi, Ascomycota, Eurotiomycetes, Eurotiales, Trichocomaceae. The transcript has 3 exons. Bases 1 to 1374 code for a protein of 457 amino acids.